Molecule: messenger RNA, 2922 nt
Organism: Leptosia nina
Lineage: Eukaryota; Metazoa; Arthropoda; Insecta; Lepidoptera; Pieridae
Source: the annotation of a GenBank genome assembly
AUGGGUGUCUUUAAAAUUAUUACCGUGUUUGCCGUAAUUUUUGUGGUAACAACACCCUUGCCGCUAAGGACAAAACGAACAGUGACUACACUAACCGACCCAUUGGAGGAUAGUAUCGAGAAUUUGGACCAGGGAAGAUUAGCAAACAUUGAAGCAUACAGCGCUAGCGAUAAUGAUAAUAAGAGAGACUUAAGAAAUUCUGAAACGAGCUCUCGAAAUAAUCUGAGAGAAGGUUUGCUCGCAUCGAGAUAUGAAGUGAAGUUGACACCGAAUUUUGCUGACGGCACAUUUGCUGGUGUAGCAAGAAUUUCCGUUAUAUUAAACUCAGGAGUAGCAGAUCCCAUCAAAUUCCACUUCGUCGAUCUGAAGGUGGGAACUGUAAGAACAAUAACGGGAACUACCUCUACCGAAGUUACAAAUGUUAAAGUUAAUGACGGGGUUUUAGAAAUUAACACUGGAGCGGAAUUAUCGCUUUACACCUUCGAGAUUGAGUACAGCGGUACACUGGAGGGAGCUGGUAUAGGAUUCUAUAGGGGAACUUAUGAAUCUGAAACUUACGUAGCAAUGAAUCUCCAUCCGACAAAUGCUCGCCGCGUCUUCCCCUGUAUAGACGAGCCGAACGUCCAAACAACCAUCUCGUUCACCUUUGCCGGAGUUAAUACCUAUACAAAUGUUAUCGCUAAUUCUAAACGGUUAGCGACUCAACCAACGGAAGGAGAGUUACAAUUCGAACCGUUAUCCGGUGCGCCCUAUCUCUGGGGAAUGAUGGCGCAUAACUUAAGUCCUGCUAAUUUACCAGCCUCAAAUGUCGUUUUAUACACCCGCCCUACAAGGAACAGCGGUGAUCUACAAACUAGCGUGGCUAUUAACAACUACUUCAACUUCUUCAAUAAUUUCACUGCUAAACCGUAUGACUCGAUCAUUGCCAAUCAGCAAGGCGGAAUGCACAUUAUGGCUUUACCAGAUGUGGACAGGGAUUGGUAUGCGUUAUCAACGAUAGCGGUAUGGGAGCCUUACAUCGUAAUCGAAGUAUCUGCCGCAGCGCGACAAAAGCAGAUUGGGUUCGUGAAAAUCGCUGAAGCUAUGUCAAAACAGUGGUUUGGAUAUGUAUUGGGACCAAGCAAUUGGAGAUAUCAGUGGGUAAUCACUGGUCUUGGUCGUUACGCUGCUUUUGAAGCUGCUAGAAGGUUGGAGUCAAAUCCAGCAGAUGCCGCUAGAAUCGAUAUGGACGCUGCCUUCGUAACUGAUGUAAUACAAGAAAGUUUAUUGGACGAUUCAUAUACAAACGCGCUACCAUUGGAACCUGACGCUGAUCUCUUUAAUGAAAACGCGAUAAGAAAUAACAUUAACGGCUUGCAAAAAACAAAAGCGGCCGCGAUAAUGAGGAUGUUAAGUUUGGUCCUUUCUCAAAAUUCUGAGAUUGAUUAUGUUAGAAAUGCGGCUCAGACACUGUUUAAUACAGCAACACUAACGGACAUAAAUUCGAGGAAUUUCUACGACACACUUUCCACCACUUGGAACCAAGCCACAAAUCUUAUAGGGAAUUUACGUGAUUUUGUACAGCCCUGGGUCUUAAACAAUAACUAUCCAGUUAUCCGAAUAGAUCUACGACAAGGCAGCGGGGUAAUUGUAACACAGGAACGUUUCGGUUUUGCCAACCGACCUCAAAUGAAUUUCAUGAUUCCUCUUAGUUUUACAACAAGUGUCAAUCCAGAUUUCAACAAUAUCUACCCGUCACAAGUAAUGCAGACGACAGCAACGCUUACUAUGGAUCUAACUGACGAUGACUGGGUUAUUUUCAAUAUUCAGGGCCAAGGUUACUAUAGAGUGAAUUAUGAAACUGCAUUGUGGAACCGAAUCAUAUCGGCUUUAGAAGACGAGACAAGACGAAACCAGAUUCAUCCGAUUAAUCGAGCUGUACUCCUCGACGAUGCUUUGAACUUAGCAAGGUCUGGUAGAAUAGAAUACAGUAUUGCACUAAGAAUCGUGCUAACCAUGAACCUUGAGACCGAGUACGUGGUCUGGAAGGCCUUCAUGAGGAAUAUGAACAUAUUGAGGAACCAUCUUCAAUCACUCGUCGAUGACAAUGACAAUUUGGAUUCUAACAUAUAUGUGAGACUUAUAGGACGUGUGACGAACGCAGCAGAAACAAAUUUGACGUUCUCUCCUGACCCGAACCUAACCGAGCCCGCCAUGAGAUCCUUAGCCCGUGGUCUAAUCAUGGAAACAGUUUGUAAAGCCAAUUAUCAGCCCUGCGUGGCAGCUGCGGUGGACCUGUUCCGCGAUCCUAACGACGCCAAUGCAAUUAAUGGUAAUAUUCCUGCCGAUAUUCGACCAGCUGUAUAUUGCGCGAAUAUAAUGUCUGGAGGUGAAGAAGAAAGAAACCUAUUGAUAGCUCAUCUAGCGAAGAUAAACAAUCAAUACGAGAGGGUUGUUAUUCUGGAGUCAUUGGCUUGUUCUACGGAUCAGGAUUAUAUACGAAGUUAUUUAGACCAAGCUACUAUCGCUACCAGCCCCUACAACAGCGAAGAGAAGACCAGAAUCUUCAAAGCAGUUAUCGAAUCUAAUUACAAAAACGCUCGUGUUGCACUUAACUUCCUCAUACAAAAUACAGCACGGACUAUCGAAGCACUUGGAGGUCCAGAAAAGUUGGAAGAGGUUCUCUACACUUUAUCAAGAAAUUUUGCAAACGGAGGAAUGGUAACUGAGUAUAAAAAUUGGGUAAGCUCCCUCUAUAGUAACUUGGAAAGCUCUCGUCUCAUCGCCGAGAGAUAUAGGGACUUCAUUGAUCAAGAUAUGCAAUGGAACGAUGCUCACCUGAACAACAUUUACACCUGGAUAGACCAGAACGACGCACCAUCGUUUAUGCUGUCCAUGAUGUUGUUAUGCAUAUCGCUGAUGGUUGCAUUAUUUAAUCAUUAA